Molecule: messenger RNA, 1269 nt
Organism: Acytostelium subglobosum LB1
Lineage: Eukaryota; Evosea; Eumycetozoa; Acytosteliales; Acytosteliaceae
Exons: 4
Molecular function (GO): actin binding
Source: RefSeq, a predicted model, not a curated record
AUGAGCGAAGUACAUGUAUUGGUGGGCAGAGCACAGGUGUUCACUCACUCUGCACAGACAAAUAAUUGGGUGCCAUCUUCACCAAGCCCAGCGACAUUGUUGCUUUAUCAUCACCAGGGCAACAAUAGUUAUCGUGUGAUUGCUCGUGGCUUUGAGGACCCCAAUCAGAUAUUGAUCAACUUCUCCAUUACAAAGGAUGUGAUCUACAAGUUCGCCUCGGCCAACUUCCACACAAUGUCCGAUCAGCGCACUCACUAUGGAAUCAACUUUGCGACAAAGGACGAGGCCGACCAGUUUGGCGCUGGCAUCGACAACGUCAUCAACCAGCUCAAGAACAGCGGUUCCUCCUCGCCCUCAUACCCACCCCCUCCCGUGCAGCAGCAGCAGCCACCUCAGCCACAGUACCAGGCGCCUCAGCAGCCUCAGUACCAGGCGCCACAGCAGCCACAGGCACCACUGUCACAAUCACAGCCAAUGCAGAGACCUCAAAUGCAGCUUCCACCACAGAUUGCCAAGCCAGGCGCUGCUCCACAACCAACACAACAACCACCACAGAUGCAGAUUCCAGCUCGUCCUCCCUCAGUCAAUCUUGGCAAGUCGGCCGCUGCCCCUGCACCCCCUGUACCACCACCCGCACCCAAGCCACCUGCUGGCGGCCCACCCCCUCCUCCAGGUCCACCUCCACCUGCAAAUGCCCCACCUAGAGGUGCUUUGUUGAGCUCAAUCGAAGGUUUCUCCAAGAAUGGUUUGAAGAAGACUGUUACUGUGGACAAGAGUGGACCAUUGAUUGGAGGCAACACUAAUGCCAGUACACCAGCAUCUGGAUCAUCACUUAAUGUUGGUGGCGGAGGCGGUGGCGCCGGUACAGCAGCCGCACCCAAGGCAAUGGGCGGUGGCGGAGGCGGUGGUGGCAACAUGAUGGCCGAGAUGAUGGCCAAGAGAAACGCCAUGAAGAAGACACCAGUCGUCAGAGACGAGGUGUCAUCUGCACCAACACCAGCACCAGCAGCAGUACCUGCACCAGCACCAACACCAUCACCAGUUCCAAUCCAAAAAGCGACACCAGCGCCAUCACCCGCCGUCUCCAAGCCCAAGCCACCACCCGCCUCCAACCGACCCAACUUGUCACCAAACAACACAGCACCAGCUCCAUCGGCAUUGACCGAUCCCGACAUGCUGGCGCUCAAGGAGGAGAUUCUGUCAGAGUUCAGGAGAGAGAUGGCCAAGUUCAAAGAGGAGAUAUUGGAGGCCAUCAGAUCGUCUUCGCAU